AUGACUUCCUCUAUGCUACCUACGGCUUCAUCCUCCGUUACCUCCUCCCCAACUUCGUUUGUAUUUUCAUCUACAUCUUUACCUUUGACGCCAACAUCGCCUCUUUCGGUUGGUGUAUGCCCAUCUCUCCCGAUCGACUUGUUUCCACUAAUCUUGGAACAUCUCAAUGACCACACUCAGGCUCUUUCGCGAUGCAUGCAGGUGAACUGGACGUGGGCACACAUGACCGUUUCAAUUCUAUACAGGAACCCUCUGAAGAUAGCAAGACCAGAUUCUCAUUAUCAUCUCAUAUCGACUUAUCUGGCCUGUAUUACCCGCGAUGAAAGACAGCGUUUGGUCAAUCAACGCAUCCGCAUUCCUCGCAGGAAGCCGCCAAAAUUUAACUACUUUGAAUAUUGCACCAGUUUAGAAUUCAGCUACGUCCUUUUUGCCACAUCUUCAUGGUACAUGAACUGUCAUAGGAAGAUAUCAUUGAAGGAUGAGCCUGUAUUGAUAAGUAAUGUUAUAAUCAAGUCUAUCAUACGAAAGGCGAAAUUUUUACGGUCCUUCUCAACAGGACCAAAGGCGUAUAGAUUCUCACAGACAUUCAAAGAGAUAUUGACAUUACUGGCAGUAAAGCAAAAGCGAUUGGACUUUUUUGGCAUAAAUCUUGAUGUAGAUUUAUCUGCAACGGAUCCUAUUACUCUUCCGGAGCUUGUUAGCUAUUUAGUAAAGUCUCAGAAUGGUCUGCGCGAACUCGAAGUGAGAAAUGUGUCGAACGGAUUAGAGGAUGUAAUAAAAGCAAUGAUAAAUCAGAAAAGAACGUUAUCGAAACUAAAAUUCCACUCCUGUGACUUUCUUACCGUAUAUCACGGUUACUGGAUUUAUAAGCUGGAGAACUUGCAAUCAUUGCAACUUAAUCAUUGUAGGAAUGUGAUAGAUUUAUCGGCAGAAAUUGAUCAGACAAUGGCACGGGUGGAUGGCGAUGAUAGGAAGUGUUAUGAGUGGAGUAGGCGGCCCGGGGGGGUGGGCAAUAGAAAUGGAUGGCGUAGGCAGUUGGAAUAUGCAUAA
Paraglomus brasilianum is the source of this 1050-nucleotide messenger RNA. NCBI's taxonomy places the organism in Eukaryota, Fungi, Glomeromycota, Glomeromycetes, Paraglomerales, Paraglomeraceae. The record is from the annotation of a GenBank genome assembly.